AUGGAACGCGUAGCAACCUGCGACAUAAACGAACAUUGGACUGCUACCAUGAGAGCUAUGAAGAGAUGUAACAGCAACAUAAAAAACUACUAUAAUGAACACGAAGACCAGCCCUUAAGAUACCGGUAUUGCAAAGGAAUGAAGGUAAGCUGCAAAGCAAGACAAUCUCCCGCGCUGAAUAAUGCAGAAAAAAAUCAAGGAAAUCGCACGUCGUCCUCGAGAUUCAUAACUAAACUGAUCGUCACCUUGAAGGAUACUUUCCCACACAUUUAGAAACACGUUCAGCAUCCUGAUCUUUUACCUCUUACAAAAUCUCUAAGCCUCCAGCAACAUUUGCAGUGUGCAGUGUAAAACGCAUGCAGAUUGGAAUGGGUAGGACAAAUCAUUGAUAGUGAUGUUACAUAAUAAAAAAGUCAAAUUGCGCAUUCUCCGAACCUGAAAUCCAAAAAAUCGACAAGUUUCAUCGCAAAUGUGUUCUGUAACGCCACUGACCCUUUUAAAUAGUGUGCUGGCGAGUAUUAGCGAGCCAGAAAUUAUCGUGCAAAACUUUGUAGGGGCAAUAUCGUGUUCCAAGCUCCAAGAGAGGAGAGGAAAGAAAAAAAGAUGGGACGAGCAUGGUCUCUCCCCCAAGUCCUGUCCUGUUUACUGAGGGUCUGAAACAGACUGUAAAGACAACGGAAAUCAGCGUUUUUUUUUUCAACAUUGUAAACUAGGACCUAUAUUUGGACAACGGUUUUAGGGUUUUCAGUUUGUCUCAUUAUCACUUAUAUUAGCACUGAGCGACUGAACGUAAAAGCACUGGCGCUGAAUGUUGAAACCUAACUAACACCAUCCUCCCUUUCUAUACCUUCGCACUGUUGCUCCUUGAAGUAGGUAACAGCUAACUAACUAGUCUAUUACGUUUCGUUAACUCAUCAGCAGCCGAGUUAAGUCUCUUUCAAAUAUAUUCACUUAUGAAGGUUUUGAUGAAAUGCGCCGAAGAUGUCACCGCGAAGUUUGAGGAUACAUUCAACUGUACCAGUGAAGUGCUUCAAAAGUGGGUCUUUGUCUCGUUACAGUAUAUCCUGAUAAGUAAAAAGGAGCAUAUCUGUAAUUAUAACACCACUUUGUUGAGACGACUGGUGGCCAGGUUAGGUAAGUUUAUGUCGUGACGAUAUUGUACUUUGUACGACCUUCUUGAAGACUCGCAUUAGCCACUUUUUGAGGUCAGCGGUGUUGUGUAUUGCACUAUGGUGGACGAUCUAGCUAUUCAAAGGAAGGUAGAAAAAAAAUGUGAAGGGGCACACGCGCCAAAGGCCCAAACGGCCGGAGCUUAUCGCUGUUUCCUUAGCAUGAUGUAUGCCUAGAAGCAUUGCUACUCCUCCUUGGACGGGAUGCUAGUCCAUCGCAGGGUUACUCCCAGCAGUAUUUCCCCGGUACCGAUUUAUACACUUGGGUGAAGAGAGAGAAAGUGGAAAAAACUUCUUAGUCGAAGGAAGGAGGGUCAAACUUCCCUCUCAAAGCAAUGCCAUAAUGCAACACCUACCCACCUUUUUCCAGGUCCUAUCGCACGACGUUUAACACUAUGUUUACGAUGACGUCAUUUGACUACAUCAAUCAGAAUUCGUUCCGUUUUCACUUUCCUAUUGAAACAGGCCAUUUCUGAGUUACCUCAAGCCUCCUUUUCAAAGCGAGGCUUAGUGCGAAGACGCUGAUAUGAAAAUGAUUUUUUAUUCUCAUGCAAAUAAAACUCAUUUUCACAAGAAAGGUUUAGCACCUGACCUCUUUUUGAAAGUGGGAGUUUUAGGAACUCGGAAAUGGCCUAUUUAGUAUUUCCGUGCGCCGGUUUCAGAAUACAAUGAACCUUAUUUUGGAUGAGAAAAGAAACCACCCAAGGAUUAUGGUUGCUGUAGCAAAAUGACGUCAUUGCGCAAUUGUCUUCUAGGUAGAUCUUCUGAUUGGUUGAAGCAAAUUUUUCAGUACAACAAUGAAGUCUGCAAAACUGUUUGGCUAACAACUUUUCAAAACCCCAUUUGAAAUCCGUUUCAAUCUUGUUGAAGUAUCCGCUCCGCCUUUUGUAUUUGCUGUGUUAUUUAUACCUUCUUUUCAUGUUUGGAGCAGUUUCUUUUAUAAUUCGCCCGGUUUAAUGGCGAUUCUCGCGGUUUGAAUUUUGAUAACUUUCGUGACACAGCUUUUUUAAUUUCUUGGCAGGUUUUGAUAAUGACGACAGAUAUAAGAACUUGAGCAUUGCCAGGGUUGUCAUACCAGGUAAAUUAAAAAGUUGUGGAUGGUUAUUGCCUUUCAGCAGAGGUCUCUUACGGCAAGAGAAAAAUGACAGGAAAGAGAGAGACCUCUGCCGGUCUCCGACGUGUUCUUUCAUGUAGCCACUGACUACAUUUGUGGUCGAAACUUGCUGGUUUUCAAAAACCGGUUCAAUCUCCUUCCCAGAGUCUAGGAACGAGAUUGAAACGGCCCCUUUCCCCCGUUUUUAACCCCGUUUCAUUUAAUGUGGAAUGUGCGCACCCUUUAGAGACCGCACGCUGGAAAUUUGUGAGCCCAUAGUUGCUAUCGUGCAGACCGGUUCUAUAAGUUGUGUCGCAAGUGACUAAAACGUUACUGGUUGGUAAGGAAACACCAGUGCACGCGUGAUAGAAAAUGCAUCGGAGGCCGGCAGAAGUCUCUCUCUCUUUCCUUUCUUUCCGUGAGAGACCUCUGCUAGCAGGGAAGAAUGGUUAUCUCGAAAAAAGGAAUUCGAAGAUGGCGUUCCUUCCCCAAAGCACGUGACGAAGCCCUAAGAGAGCCUGCGUGGGAGGUUAAUUUCGAAGAGGUUCAUUAAAGGAAAAUUCUUUUCUUUUGAGAUAUUCCAUUAAGCCUUAUUCAAAAAUUGUUAACCCUUUAAACAAAAAACUGGAAAAUAUGCUUUUUCAGUCAGAGACACAGGCGGCUCAGAAGAAAAAAACUCUGUGUGCUCACAACAGGAGUCGAACCUAUGAUCUUCUUGUACAGUUAUAACGAUAGAAUUUGAUCACGUGAUUUGAAAAAUACCCGCCACUGAGUAUAUCCAAAUAAGCUAAACAGACUAAAAACAGUAGAAAAAUUGCAUCGGCUCCAAUCACAGUCCGGCCAUAUUUUCUGAAACUUCCCAAAAGGACAGGUGUACUCAAGACCCCACGGGAUUGGUUGUGAAAACAAAGAUAACAAUGGAACUUAGCACCAAACCAAAAGAGCUGUGACAUAUAGGGGUCCAAUGAAAUUAGAGGCUUUUAAAAGGUGCGAGGCUAAUGUGACCCUAAGCGUUUUUAUUAACAGCAGGCUUGGACAAAGACACCACUUUGUGCCGCCGUUGCCUUGUUUCAUGAGCUUACUAUGACCCACCCAGGUGAAAAUAGAGGUAGGGGUAGACCCCGUUCCGACUUUUUUCAAACAGUGGUGUGGUCCCUUCGAAUUAACUAUAGUGAGUUUAAGCUUCACGUAUGCUGCAAACGGCAAACAUCAGAUUCAAGAUGAAAAAAUAGAAAAUGAGCACAUAAAAACAGCUCGGAAUAAUUCUUAUGGAUGAAAAAUUGCGUGAAUCACUGAUUUAUGUGUAGAAAUGAUUAACAGCAAACGACAAGUAAAGGCGAAACUUGGUCACGUGGUACAAAUUCGCUCUACCGUUUGGCGUAGACGCGAUGAUUAACCUCUCUUAUAACAAAACGAAUUAUUCGAAGAUGACAGAGACGAAGCCAACCACGUCACGUUACCGUCGAAAGACGCUAUCAUCUGAACCAAGACCGAACAUCAUAAACACAGUACAGCUGGCAUGAUCUUACCAGUAGUCCGGCCAAUCUCGUUCCAAGAGGCUGCCAUCCUUUUGGUAAGCACCAAAGAUCACUACCUUCGACCACUGGAUAAGGAUAACACAGGUUCUGAGGACGUGAUUGUAGUUCGGCUCGGGUUUGAAUUGGCUAUUGCACAUGCGUAUCUCGAUUGGGUGGCUACUGUUUGCAGUAGACGCGUGAACCAGCCUGACCAAUCAUCAUGACCAGUAACCAUUAUUAUUUUACAUUGUCAUGCGCAUGAUCUUACCAUUAUUCCGGGGGGUGGUAGGGGUAGGUAGUUCGGCUGGGGUUUGAAUUGGCUACUGCACAUGCGUAUCUCGAUUGGGUGGCUACUGUUUGCAGUAAACGUAUGAACCAGCCUGACCAAUCAUCAUGACCAGUAACCAUUAUUAUCUUUCAUUGUAGGUAACCUUUUGUCAUGCGCUAAGGCUAUUCACCAGAAAUGUGCUCUGAAACUGGUUUCGACUUCGGAGAACCUUUGCAAAGGUGUUCAAGACUUUGUUGAAUGCUACCACAAUGCCGUAGUGUCUUUUCCGCCGCCUGAUAUCGUUACCUGCAACUUCCCACCUGGGCUAGCUGUUCCAGAAAUAAGCAGGAAAUUCGAAGCCUUGAUUCACAAUUUCAGCAAUGAGCUCAUUAAUGGCUACGAAAUGAACGCCGGGGAAAUGUGCAACGUGGAUGAAAGUGAAAUUGAACACAGUUAUGAGUAUUAA
Molecule: messenger RNA, 4513 nt
Organism: Porites lobata
Lineage: Eukaryota; Metazoa; Cnidaria; Anthozoa; Scleractinia; Poritidae
Source: the annotation of a GenBank genome assembly